Messenger RNA from Eublepharis macularius, 1647 nucleotides. It is a transcript of the gene PCOLCE2, whose product is annotated as procollagen C-endopeptidase enhancer 2. The transcript is spliced from 9 exons. NCBI's taxonomy places the organism in Eukaryota, Metazoa, Chordata, Lepidosauria, Squamata, Eublepharidae. The coding region runs from base 31 to 1296 and encodes 421 amino acids. Gene Ontology annotation, molecular function: protein binding. The record is from RefSeq and is a predicted model, not a curated record.
AGCUGCCCCUGCCGGGAUCCAGACAAAAUAAUGAGAGCGGCCGCCUCGCGCUCCUUCGUGGCGCUGGGACUUCUGCUGGUUGCAGCAGCAGCAGCAGCGCAGCCCUCCAAGAACCGAAAGCCAGAAAGAACGAGGUCUUUUAAAUGUGGUGGUGUUCUAACUGGACUAUCAGGGUUUAUUGGCAGUGAAGGAUUCCCAGGAGUCUACCCUCCAAACAGCAAAUGUACUUGGAAAAUCACAGUCCCUGAAGGGAAAGUGGUUGUCCUUUCUUUUAGAUUCAUAGACUUGGAGAGUGAUAAGUUGUGCCGAUAUGACUUUGUAGAUGUGUACAAUGGCCAUGUCAAUGGACAGCGUCUUGGCAGAUUCUGUGGCACUUUGAAACCUGGUGCUCUGGUAGCCAAUAGCAAUAAAAUGUUGGUGCAAAUGAUCUCAGAUGCCAAUACAGCUGGAAAUGGCUUUGUUGCAAAGUUUUCUGCAGCAGAACCGCAUGAGAGAGGUGAUCAGUACUGUGGUGGACGACUGGAUAAGCCUUCUGGAUCCUUUAAAACUCCUAAUUGGCCCGAUCGAGAUUACCCAGCAGGAGUGACCUGCUCAUGGCACAUUGUUGCUCCAAAGAAUCAGCUAAUAGAGUUACAUUUUGAAAAAUUUGACGUGGAAAGAGAUAACUACUGCAGAUAUGACUUUGUGGCUGUGUUUAAUGGUGGGGAGAUUAAUGAUGCUAACCGAAUCGGGAAAUACUGUGGAGACAGUCCACCAGCGCCUAUUGUAUCAGAGAAAAAUGAGUUGCUUGUUCAGUUCUUAUCAGAUUUAAGCUUAACAGCUGAUGGGUUUAUUGGUCACUACAAAUUCAGACCUAAAAAGUUACAUACAACUGUAUCACCAACUACCACUACAACUCUCCCUGUCACACCAUCUUUGAAGCCUACAGUUGCCCUCUGCCAGCAAAAAUGCAGAAGGAACGGAACCCUUGAGAGCAAUUACUGUUCAAGUAACUUUGUAAUAACUGGAUCUGUUAUCACAACAAAUACUAGAGGUGGAAGCUUGCAUGCAACAAUAUCGAUCAUUAAUGUAUACAAAGAAGGCAAUUUAGCAAUCCAGCAAGCCGGCAAAAAUAUGAGUGCCAAGAUAGUAGUUGUCUGUAAACAGUGUCCAGUUAUCAGAAGAGGACUAAAUUAUGUUAUUAUGGGUCAGGUAGAAGAGGAUGGCAGAGGUAAAAUCUUGCCCAGCAGCUUUACUAUGAGUUUCAAGACAAAGAAUCAGAAAAUUUUGAACACCUUAAAAAACAAACGGUGUUGAAAUCCUGACCCCUAUCAGCUAAGACUACUCUUCAUGCCAACAAAGUUGCCAUUUCCAGAAACGUGGUAUGCAUUCUACAUUUUUGCAGCAAUUUAAUUCCUGUUGACUGAUAUUCCAGAUACAAAAAGAAACACCUAAACACCUUAAAUUUAUAUUUCAGAACUUUCAGCAAUACCAGACAGCCUGAAACAUACCAAAUUCUUUCAGCACAGAUACUCUUAAUUUAUACUUGUCUCAAAGUUUUCUAGAAAUGAGUUAUUUGAUUAUAUGAAUAAGUGCAAUAUUUAUAGUAAUUCAUUUUUAACUUAGCUUUUCUGUUUUAUUGCAUUAUCUUUUAUCUUAAUAAAAACU